CAGCAUGCCCAGGGUCCUAGAAACCCCCAAGUGGAACUGGUUGGGUGGGGCUGCCUUUGUGCUGGAAACUUCAUAUCCGUCUGAGGAUUCUCAAGGGGGAGAUGCUUGGUUGUGGCAGGUUGGAAGAUUCCCAGUCUGGAGGAGAUUGGGGUUAGGAGCUAAGGUAAGAUUGCUGGGAGUUGGACGGGAGUCUCCAGUGGGUAAGGGCUGCGUCCUACCUGCUCACUCCUCUAAGAUGGGAGUAGGAAGUACCUAAUACUUAAGCUUACUCUAUGCUGGGUGCUAGGUGUCCUAAAUGCUUUACUUCCAGAAAUGGUUUUACUUCCCCACAAUAACCCUAUGAGACAGGAACUAAUGUUAUCCCAUUUUAUAGAUGGGGAAAGAGAGAGCAGGAAGAUGGCAGAGGUGGGAUAUAAAUCUACACAGUCCAGCUCCAGAGUCCUCACUCUAGCCAUCUUGAGGCCUUGUGGCCUCUCUGAUAACUGACCAGGAGCUGGACUGAGGGCUGGGGGGUAGAUUCCUGGUUUCUGAAGGGGGACUGCAGAUCCUAUGCCCCCACAUCCACUGCUUCCUUCUUCUGCCCCGGUUUCCUGGCAAGUGCGGCAGUGGUGCUGUGGCAGGAAGUCCUGUGGUCAUGGCCCCCCAGACUGCAGGCUCCGCCCGGAUGGGGCCCCUACGCCUCCUCCUGACUGCCUUGCUGCUCCUGGCCCAGGCGGCUCCGAGGGAGGCCUCUCAGCACUGCAGCCGCCUCGAGUACUGGAACCCUGACAACCUGUGCUGCGGCAGCUGUCUGCAGCGCUUCGGGCCGCCACCCUGUUCGGACUACGAGUUUUCCGAAAACUGCGGGCUUGAUGAUGCUGGCAAUCACGUAACGCACCCCUUCAAAGAGUGUCCUUCAGGGCAGUGCAACCCCAACAGCUCGGAGUUAUGUAGCCCUUGUGGCGGCGGAGCAACGGUCCCCACUUCCUUGGGGAGCCGCGGUGGAACCCGGCAGCGCUGCAGAGAGAAGCCGGUGCCUAGCAAGGAGCCCUGCCCCCUGCCACCUGGAAAACUGAGCGUCCUUAGCUCCCAGAAACCCAGCACACCGCCGAUUCUCAGUCUCCCAUGGACAUCUGAGCACAAAGUGCCUCAGCAGGCCUGGCCGAGUUUGAAUUUUACCCUGUCCCUGGUGCUGGUUCUGCUCGUGACCUCAGCAAUAAUCCUCCUGCUCGCCCUGCAAAGGCACCGCUGUCACCACCACCAGGGGAAAGCGGUCCAACACCCCUAUCCUGGCUUGGUUUGCAACGACCUCAACGCCCACACCCUCUUCUCCUUGCACUCAUCCUCCCCAGGCUCCCUGGAGGCCUCAGAGGCAGGGGACUCAUGCAAGGAGGUCUCUCUGCCUCUACUCCUAGGAAGAGAGCUGUUGAGUCUGGAAUCACAGCCCCUUUCUCGCCUCCUGGAUGAGCUGGAGGUGCUGGAGGAGCUGAUUGUGCUGCUGGAUCCUGAGCCUGGGCCAGGUGGGGGGAUAGCCCGUGGCAGCACUCGACACCUGGCUGCAAGAUAUGGACUGCCUGCUGCCUGGUCCACGUUUGCCUACUCACUGCGGCCCAGUCGCUCACCUCUGCGAGCGCUGAUCGAGAUGGUGGUGGCAAAGGAGCCCUCUGCUUCUCUGGGCCAGCUUGGCACACACCUGGCCCAGAUAGGACGGGCAGAUGCACUGCGGGUGCUGUCCAAACUUGGCUGAUCUGGGGCUUGCCUGGCAUAUACUCAAUAAAGUUUCCA
Molecule: messenger RNA, 1764 nt
Organism: Hippopotamus amphibius kiboko
Lineage: Eukaryota; Metazoa; Chordata; Mammalia; Artiodactyla; Hippopotamidae
Gene: IGFLR1
Product: IGF like family receptor 1
Exons: 4
Coding region: 635-1726 (363 amino acids)
Source: RefSeq, a predicted model, not a curated record